GUCCAAAACAAACUAACUAACAAAAUUAUUAUUCUAGAUCCACCCACCACCAUUCACUAGAGAAUCAAGAUUUCUCUUCUUCUUCUUCUUCUUCCUCAGAGAAGAAUGAAAAACUAGAGAGAAAUUUAGAGUGAGAUAGAUAGAUUGAAGUGAUGGGGAUUGAGGAGAAGAAACACCUAGUUUUCACAUACGGAACCCUGAAAAAGGGUUUUCCAAAUCAUGUUCUUUUAGAAGAUUUGAUAAAAUCAAGUGAUGCUGAAUAUUUAGGGAUUUACAAAUCAAAAAACGAAUACCCAUUAGUCUGUGGUCCGUACAAAGUUCCGUUUCUGUUGAAUUUUCCCGAUUCAGGUAAUCAGAUUUUUGGAGAAUUGUAUUCUGUUUCGAAAUUGGGGUUAGAUCGAAUGGAUGAAUUAGAAGGGAUUAGUAAUGGGCAUUACGAAAGACUUCCUAUUCAGAUUGUUUCUGCUGCUGCUGAAGAUGAAGAAGAAGAAUCAGGAUCAGGUGGAUCGAUUGUUGAAGCUGUGGCUUAUUAUGGACAUAGGAAUUACGCUGAAGAAUUAUGGAAAAGAAAUGGGCAGAAAGGGUUUUCAAAGUAUUCUGAGGAGGAAGCUAAAGGUUAUAUUAGGAGAAAAGAUAGGCCUAAAAAUGUUACUUUUAUUCAACAUAUUAAUCUUUUUAUUUCUGAUUCUUCUUCUUCUGAUUCUAAUUGAAACCAUGUUUUUUUAAUUUCUGUUUCUCAUUAUGACUAUGAUGCUCAAGUAUUUGUGUAAUGUAAUUAGGGGUUGUUUAAUGCAGAUUUAGAAAACUAUGUCAUUGUUAAUUUCUUUGAAUAAUCUGAAAUCUGAAUUUAUCUUACACUUGUCAGGAA
This is a messenger RNA of Papaver somniferum (opium poppy), 868 nucleotides long. RefSeq names its product putative gamma-glutamylcyclotransferase At3g02910. The transcript has a single exon. Gene Ontology annotation, molecular function: gamma-glutamylaminecyclotransferase activity. Lineage: Eukaryota; Viridiplantae; Streptophyta; Magnoliopsida; Ranunculales; Papaveraceae. Bases 153 to 710 code for a protein of 185 amino acids. The record is from RefSeq and is a predicted model, not a curated record.